Messenger RNA from Numida meleagris (helmeted guineafowl), 902 nucleotides. RefSeq names its product transgelin 2 (gene TAGLN2). Gene Ontology annotation, molecular function: protein binding. Lineage: Eukaryota; Metazoa; Chordata; Aves; Galliformes; Numididae. The record is from RefSeq and is a predicted model, not a curated record.
GCAUGGCAAACCGGGGACCCUCGUACGGGCUGAGCCGGGAGGUGCAGCAGAAGAUCGACCGGCAGUACGACCCCGAGCUGGAGCAGGUGCUGGUGCGCUGGAUGGUGGGGCAGUGCGGAGACGACAUCCCCCAACCCACGCCCGGGCGCGAUGGCUUCCAGCAGUGGCUCAAGGACGGCACCGUGCUGUGCCACCUCAUCAACAGCCUCUACCCGCGGGGCCAAGCGCCGGUGGCCAAGAUCCAGGCGUCCUCCAUGGCCUUCCGGCAGAUGGAGCAGAUCUCGCAGUUCCUGCAGGCGGCCGAGCGCUACGGCAUCGCCGCCACCGACAUCUUCCAGACGGUGGAUCUGUGGGAAGGGAAGAACAUGGCGUGCGUGCAGAGGACGCUGAUGAACCUGGGCAGCCUGGCGGUGGCCAAAGGCGACGGGCUCUUCGUCGGAGACCCCAACUGGUUCCCCAAGAAAUCGCAGGAGAACCGCCGCGUCUUCUCGGAGGACAAACUGAAGGAGGGGCAGAGCGUCAUCGGGCUGCAGAUGGGCACCAACCGCGGCGCCUCGCAGGCGGGUAUGACCGGCUACGGGAUGCCCCGGCAGAUCCUCUGAGCGGCCCCGAAACCCCCCCGACCCCAAAGCUUCCAUGGGGCUGGGGGGGUCCCCAAAGCGCAUCGCUCCUCCCCGUGGACCCCUCCGUGGACCACCCCAUGGAUCCCUCCAUGGACCAACCGGGGCUGUGCCCACCCGCCCACCAGGACCAAAAUCUGUGUUUUUUUUAUAAUUAUUAUUUUUGUCUCCAUGUCCUUCCCCCCUGCCCCCCAUCCCAACACCGCUGUGCCUUGGGGGGGCCGUGCUGGGGAGAGUCCUCCCCAAUGGCCCUCGCCCCAAUAAAUGGCCCCUUCUUGUUUA